Messenger RNA from Zerene cesonia (dogface butterfly), 594 nucleotides. It is a transcript of the gene Pburs, whose product is annotated as partner of bursicon. The transcript has 3 exons. Gene Ontology annotation, biological process: G protein-coupled receptor signaling pathway. Bases 28 to 444 code for a protein of 138 amino acids. Gene Ontology annotation, molecular function: neuropeptide hormone activity; G protein-coupled receptor binding. Gene Ontology annotation, cellular component: bursicon neuropeptide hormone complex; extracellular region. NCBI's taxonomy places the organism in Eukaryota, Metazoa, Arthropoda, Insecta, Lepidoptera, Pieridae. The record is from RefSeq and is a predicted model, not a curated record.
ACAACCUACUAAUAAACAUAUUUAAAUAUGGCUUUUCCUUCGUACAAAUAUGCCAUUUUUAUUUUAGAAAUUAUUUUACUAACAGUUAUAAAUUGUUAUGCAGAAGAAAAUUGUGAGACUAUACCUUCAGAAAUACACGUGACGAAAGAGGAAUACGACGACAUGGGAAGUCUAAUAAGAUCGUGCAGUGGUGAAGUAAGCGUAAAUAAAUGCGAAGGUAUAUGCAACAGUCAAGUUCAACCAUCGGUUGUUACGCCUACAGGUUUUUUGAAGGAAUGUUUUUGCUGCAAGGAGAAUUACUUAAGAGAACGCUUAGUCACUUUGACUCACUGUUACGAUCCUGAUGGCCUCCGCUUCGUAGACGAAGAUCGUGCAGUCAUGGAGGUACGGCUUCGGGAACCAGCAGAAUGCAAAUGUUAUAAAUGUGGAGAUUUCAGUCGAUAAAUAAAUACCUAUUACAAUUUGACGGAUUCCCUCAUGACAUUAUAUAGAUGUAUUUGAUUUGAAGACGACUUUAACUAAUAACUUAUACGCUGGAAAAAGAUUGGUCAAUCCCUUUUGUAAAUAAUGUGUAGACGUAUUAUGUUUUGUAAA